Molecule: messenger RNA, 580 nt
Organism: Dryobates pubescens (Downy woodpecker)
Lineage: Eukaryota; Metazoa; Chordata; Aves; Piciformes; Picidae
Gene: FAM3A
Product: FAM3 metabolism regulating signaling molecule A
Exons: 6
Source: RefSeq, a predicted model, not a curated record
GGGGUCCCCGCAGCCGCCGCCCCCCGCCCGCCGCGGUUCAAGUGUGGCCUCCCCCGGCCCUGCCCCCCUGGGCACUUCGCCUUCCGCCUGCUCAGCGGCGCCGCCAACGUCAUCGGCCCCAAGAUCUGCCUGGAGGACCGCCUCCUAAUGAGCAGUGUCCAGAACAAUGUGGGCCGGGGGCUCAACAUUGCCCUCGUUAAUGGGGUCAGCGGGGAGCUGAUUGCAGCCCAGGCCUUUGACAUGUGGGCAGGAGACUCAGAGGAGCUGCUGCGGUUUCUGCGCCCCCUGCACGAGGGGACCCUGGUCCUGGUGGCCUCCUACGACGACCCUGCCACCAAGCUGACAGAGGAGAGCCGCAGGAUUUUCGGGGAGCUGGGCAGCACCGUGGCAAAGGAUUUGGGGUUCAGGGACUCCUGGGUGUUCCUGGGGGCCAAGGGGGUGCAGGACAAGAGCCCCUUCGAGCAGCACGUCCGCAACAGUCGCAGCUCCAACAAGUACGAGGGCUGGCCGCAGGCGCUGGAGCUGGAGGGCUGCGUCCCCCGCAGGACCCCCGACCCUCGCUGACCCCCCGGGGGGGGGG